AUGGUGCGGCGCGCCCGGCUGGCGCUGGUGGCGGCGGCGCUGGUGGCGCUGGGGGCGCCGCCGCCGCCGUGCGCGGGCGCCCGGGCGCUGGAGUGGUACACGGCGUGGGUGAGCACGGCCUACGUGGAGCCGCUCAGCAACCGCACCGUGCGCGGCAACACGGAGAGCGGCCGCUACGGGGACAGCUCGCCCAAGGAGAGCGCCCAGGGCCUGGUGGGCAUCCCCCGCGGCGCCUCGCCCCGGCACAUGGAGGGCUGCGCCGCAGACACCGACUACGACGUGCCGCUGCCGCCCGGCGGCCGCGGGCCCCCCGAGGGCGACCCGCAGCCCUGGAUCGCCCUGGUGGCUCGCGGCGGCUGCACCUUCAAGGACAAGGUCACCAACGCGGCGCGGAAGCGGGCGUCCGCCGUGGUCAUCUACAACGAGGCCCGCUUCGGCAACAGCACCGUGUCCAUGUCCCACCUGGGAACAGGAAAUACAGUGGUGAUAAUGGUUGGUUAUCCAAAAGGCAUAGAGAUACUGGAGCCAGUACGAAGAGGGAUUCCAGUAAAAAUGACUAUUGUUGUUGGCACACGACAUGUGCAGGAAUAUAUUAGCGGUCAGUCGGUUGUGUUUGUAGCCAUCGCCUUCAUCACCAUGAUGAUUAUAUCACUUGCUUGGCUCAUAUUUUACUAUAUACAACGUUUCCUGUAUACAGGAUCACAGUUUGGAAACCAGGGACAUAGGAAAGAAACAAAGAGAGCAAUCAGCCAGCUUCAGCUGCAUACUGUGAAACGUGGAGAAAAGGGUUUAGAUGUUGAUGUGGAAAACUGUGCUGUGUGCAUUGAGAACUACAAACUGAAAGACACUGUCCGAAUUCUGCCAUGCAAGCACAUCUUCCAUAGAACGUGCAUUGAUCCGUGGCUUUUGGACCACCGAACUUGUCCAAUGUGUAAACUAGACGUUAUCAAAGCUUUGGGAUACUGGGGGGACCCUGAAGAUGUACUUGAAGUGCCAAUACCUGAAUCCAUAAGUGGCAGCGUUUCAGUUGGAAGUCUGAGUAUUGCUUUGCAAGAUGAUGACAGAAAUGAGGUCAGCGAAUUGUCAGCUUCCUCCACCAAUGAAUCUGUAUUGCAGUGUACCAGUUUAAAAGAGGACGCAGGUGAAACCACAGCAUUGCUUGAUGUGGAUGUCAGUAAUAACCGGCAUGGAGAACAUCUAUCUAAUGGAAAUUCCCACUGAACUGCUUCAUGGAAGAUAUCUUGAAUAGACUGUUGAAGAACUAUUAUUUUUUAUUUAAUUAGUAUGAACUGUUGUCUAGUGAACAGAAAAAAUAACAAUGUAAAUUAUUUUACCUUUCAAACUUUUCUAGCUGGUGUUCCAAAAGGGCUAAUAACUAAGAAUUUUCUACGCAGGAGGAUUUUAUAAAAUCUCCUCUGGAUGUCUCAUCCUAAAAAAAAAGAUGCAAUAACCCUUUUUCUGUAAGCAUUGUUGCAAUGUCAUUGUGUUCCAGAGGGCUGUAACAAAGAUGAAGACUAGGCAGUGAAAACAAUGUAGAAUGUGUAACGGUGAAAUAUAUUGGAUACACUAUUUACAUUCAGUAUGUACAUAUGGAGAACACUUACAAGACUACAACUGUUAAAAUGUUCUGAAAGUUCUGAUCUGUUGUAAUUGGAGACAGAUACUCUUAGAAAAAACAUGAACUAACCUUGAAGGAGUCAAAUAACUUCAUGGAUAUGUUGUGUACUCUUUUUUUGUGAAGGAAAAAUUGCUAGUUGCAACUUUCCUUAUAUGUAACAAAUACUAAUUUGAUCUUGUAAUGUGUUCUACUCAGAGUGGAUGCUAAGAAAAGGAGACUUUCUCCAUCUUGCAAGCUUUUUAUACUGAAUUUGGCAGUAGUAGGUUGUGCUAGGUGGUCUUCACGUGCUGAGCAUGUAGACUUGUUUAGGUAUAUGCACAUUGGUUACCUCUUUCAGUCUUAAACUCAGUAGAACAGAGGUAAAGGGCUAAUUAUGGCUAAGAUAUAUUUAUUAGUCUAUUUAUAAGAAUUUACUUAAUUCCUUCUUGCUCCUGUUCCCAUCCUGAUCCACUUUAUGUACAAAUUGAAACUGUUUCUUAAGAAAUACAAAGUUUGGGUUUGUUUUGUUUUGCUUUUUCUUUUUCUUUGCAUAGAGAUGCUGGAAUUCUUCUCUUGGAUAUUCCACAUUAGGAGUUUUUACUGGGUUUGCCAUUAGCUUUUAUUCCUUUCUGUUAGAUUAGCAGUAUUGUGCCUUAUAGUAAAACACUUAAGAAAUCUGAAGCAUCUGAGAGUAAAUAUAAACCCUGGCAUCUCCCAUUAUGACCUCUUAUUCAAAUAUUUAUAUACUGUAAGUGGUAUAAGGAAUUGCUAAACGGUUUUGUAAAGAAAUAUGUAUAUUUAAAACACUACUUAAGUAGAGUGUUGAGUUGUUUAGGAUUUUAGCAGUCAUGUUAUAAUAUGCUACAUUCCUUGAUUUUCUUUUGUAUAGCUCUUGCUACAGGUUGCUUAAAACAGUGUCUUUUACUAGACAUUUGUUUUAGAGUGCAUUUUUGUUUUUAAAAUGUAUAUUUGGAAUGUUUUUAAGAAAAUAUGCAAUUCUUUUUCUAACUUAUAUUGAGCUUCAGUAGAAGCAAUAACUUUUUUUUAAUUUUAGAAUGAAUGUUCCAGAAAUGACAGAGGCUUCAGAUGAGGAAAUACAAUCUGAACUUCUACUUUGCAGAGCAGAUGUUUCACCCUAGAUUUCCUUCAAAAAAUUCCUCUUAAUGCCUACUUAAAAAAAAAAAGAAUAAAAAUUGCCUCUUCCCUGUAGGAGUGUAACUUUUAGGUUUACUGGAAAACUGUCAGGUUGUAGUUCUAAUGUCACCAGCAGGUGCAAGUUUUUGUGAUGCCUUUAUCUUACAAGAAGCACAUGAGAAUGGAAUAUGACUGACUCACCAUCUCCAAAACUGAACAAAUAAAAAAACAACCCAUAACUAAACCAAGCAAUGUAUAGGGACGUUUAUGUCUCCAAAAGAAUUUUAUCAACAUUUCCGGAACUGCCUUUUUAACUAUCUCUUCAAUUUUAAAAACUUAAGUCUUCUCCCUCUUCUUUAACACAAAACUGAACAUUGAUGUAGUGUAUGUUGAGAGUAUUUAAACUCUAGCUCAAGGAGGAACCAAAAGAGAAGUUAUCAAGAGAAGUGUUGUCAGUCUGUGGAUUGUGUCUUGCUGAUAACUACAGCACAGUAUUCAUUCUGGAGAGAAGAAAUGUGGUAAGUAGUUAAGCCUUUAUGUAAUACCUAUAAAACCAAAAGCUUUUUUUAAGAAUCAAAUCUGAGAACUGAGGGAGAAAAGCUAAAGGACCUGCAAACUGAAGAGAGUUUUUAUAAAAUCUGAACUGUGCUGAUUUAGAAAAACACCCAAGUAUGAAGAGUCCUGGGGUGUGUUUCUGAUGCUGGAACCGUACCUGUUUCACUUCAACCUUUCAGGAGAGUAGUUACAGUUGUUUCUAUCAAAUUGGUUUGUGUGUAGUUGAUCUUUGAUACACUUGGGUCUUGUAAGGCCAGCUAUGCUGCUGAGGAAUGAUGACAAUAAAAGGCCGAAUUGCAGUGCCUCCAGCAAGCAGUUUGCUCUCCUUGGAAGCACAAUGACAAAAAUCACCUGAAGCGAAUCAUUAGUCUGACCUCAGUCAAAAAGCUGACAUCCAUUAGCAAAAAGAGAGGUAGGAUAAAAAGUGUAGGGCAGGAAAGAGACAAUCUAGGGAGUUUAAAACAGUAGCAAGAGAAGAUUAGAAACAUGAAGCAUAUGAGCUGCUGUUAUAGCUCAUCUGAAACACUUAAACAGGUGUAGGCAGCUGAAGGUAAGUACAGGUUCACAAACUUUGCUGAUCUGGACCCCCACUGUGUUGGAUCAAACUGGUGUUUUGAGUUUCUAGCACUUUACCUACCAAAAGCCUAUAUGCAGGUCAGAACUAGAGUCUUUUUUUCAUCCUUCUCCAUGAAUGCUUUUUGUAGGCCAGGUGCUUUCUGGCUCCCUUCCCUACCAUUUGGGGAAUCUAUAUUCUGCCUCUUGGGCUUAGGCUGUGUCUUGCCUAGUGUGGGAGCUGAUGCUGUGUGUGUUGUGGGUUCCUGCAGCCUGCCUGUGCCCUGAUCUCUUUCUCUUCUAGCUGCACAUUUUUCAUAAACCAUUUGGGAACUUGUCUUGGAGACAUCUGUCCCUUUGUCAGACUUUGCUGUAAUCGGGCAGAGGAUUUCUUAUUAGAGGUAUUCAUGUGGUAUGAUUAUACAAAAAGCUAAAGCCCGGUGCCCACAUGAGGUCUGAAGCCCCUCAAUGGCGAUGCUGAAUAAAUUAUUUGGGAAAAAUCCCUAGCAGGAAUAGGGGAUGCUGUUUGUUUUGGGAUAAGUUUUAUUAGUGUUGUGUUAAUUGAUAUGGCUUUGUCGGUUCUGGUGGCUUUGUUAGGGAGAAAAUUUGUGAAGUUAAGUGAUUGUUUUUGUUGGUUGUUUUUAAAGGAGCUAUGAACAUGUCAAAAUAAGCUGGUGUCUUAAAGUAAAACUAGAGACCCCUCUUUGUUCAGAAAUUUUAGUUUAUUAAUAAUAGUCUACCAAUGGCAAAUUGUAAAGAAAAUUAUAGGAAAUAACCAUUUAAACUGGCUUUCAGCAAGCAAAAAUGAACUACAGACAUUUCAGAUCUGAAAGUGUGUUAAUAGUGAUUUUUAUUGCUUCCAGUACCAAUUUAAAAUUGGAUUUUGUUUUACUAAUGACCCCUCAAGUGGAUUCUUCUUUGGCUCUAGGCAAUGCUUAGAGGAGAUUCUUUGCAUGUACUGGAGAGGUUUGACAUGAUAUCAGUAACUCCUUUCCCCUGCCCCUCACCCCUACCUCAGAUCUGAAUGUAAUCCAGUAACCUGUUGCCAGUAAUUAGGACUAGUUUCUGGAGGUAUGCCAGAGGAGUUGUAGGAUAAUUUAACUCCACUGAGAAUGUUUUUAAUCCAUGCUGAUUUAAUAAAUUGUGCCCCAGUCUAUUCCUGCCAAAGCUGGGCCAUUAGACUUUGGGAAUUCCAGUCCUGUGCAGGGUGUAAUUGGCACAGAGAAAUGCCAUUGCAACAACUUUGUCAAAUGUGCAAGCUGACUUUUUAAUUACUUACUGGUUUGGGAAUGGUCAUUCAGUUUUUCUACCUGUCCUCUAAGCUUUCUCUAAGACCAGCCAGCUGUAGUUGUGCAGAGGGGAGUCCAGCAAGGGUGCAGUGCUGGUUCCCAAUAUCCUAAGCCGUGUGGGUGAGACAGAGGCAGUGGCAGUGGCACUUGCAGGCUUUCAUGAGGUCGAUGAGAAGCAAAAGGUGUUGGUUUCACAUUCCAGUGACAACAGAACACAAUAGGUUGGACUGAUAAUUUAGCUGUUUCAUAAAAGCAGACUUCUCUCUAGACAAGUGUAGUAGACAUUCAAGUACUGUUAGCAACACCAACUGUACUUUGAAGUACACACCAGUAGGUUAAGGACUUUAGUCUGAAUUUGUGGAAUAUUUUUUCAGUUACUGCCACAACAUGUAAUAAAACUAUGUCUUUUGUUACACAUCAACAUCUCCUAUCUGGGAACUGUUGCUCAGCACAGCCUUUAGCACCAUGAACCGAAACAAUAAUACUGAUAAUGUAAUAGGUUGGGUUUGAGGGGGGUGUGUUAGCUUUUUGGAGUUUGUUUUGUUUGGGGUUUUUUGGGGGGAAAGGUCUGGGGGUUUUUGUUUGUUUGGGUUUUUUUUAAAUGGAGAGGUUUCAUAUAUAGUUUUCACUGGUUUGGUUUACAGCACUUGGCACUGAAUGUAGUGUUUCUGUGCUGGAUGAGGAUACUGAGAUCAGUAAGAAUGUACUGACUGUGCAGCUUUACAAAGAGGGGUGGAACUGAAAUCUAAUAUUAGAGGAGUGAGCUGAAGUAUCUCCUGAGGUUAACCUGGAGGGAAUGGAGUUGUUGGUGUUGACUGCUGGGUGCAAGAUUGUGUUGGCAACUUGACUGUUCUGUUGUGUGUCUCCCUUCAGUCACCAGUCUCGGUGAGACUUCACACAAAGGCUUGGACUGAUGUAAGAGCUUGCUGUUGCAAGAAGAAAUGAGUGGUCCUUUCUGGUUUUCCUUUUCUGUUUUUAAUUUUGCUGUGUCUCACAUUUAGAUUAAGCUGAAUUAGUUCAUUAAAUACUCUUUAACUGGCAGAAAACUAAAUCUGUCAAGGCAGAUUGUAUUUUGACAAGCUAAAAAACUGAAUACUUAGUGUGCACUUAACUGAGUUUUAGAGCUGGGCUAAAGGGAGGAGGAGUUGGGGUGGAAGAGGGGAGAGAGGGGCUCCCCUUGGGUAAGUUGAAGAGAUGCAGUUUUGUAAUAGGGCCAUGGUAAAUUACAGUUGAAUAUGGCAACACCAAUUUUUUAAAUGGGAAUGCUUUUAAAAAAUUGUAGCAUGUAUAUGAGACUGGUCUUUACUGGGUGUAUUCUUUUCUCUCACAGGUGAUAUGUGAAGAUUUGGGAAUUGGAACUGUAGAUUAAACAUGCACAAAUCAAGCUGAAGGCUUUUGUUUUUUUUCAGUAUGGGUCCUGAUCUCUCUCCUCAGCUAUCCUGCUGUAUUGCAAAACUUGAUUUGAGAAAGUUUUACAAGUAGAAUGUCUCUAUAAUUGCAUGUGUUUGUGUGAAGAGUGCAUUGCCUGGGACUGUCCAUUAUACUUUCAUUGGACCUGAAGCUGCUUUUCACUGUCUCAAACAUGGUAAUAAUUACUGCAUUUUAAAAUGAGCAUAUCCUUAAUUCAGAAGAGGAAAAUAAUUUGAGUUUUCAUAAUUUUGUUAGUCUGAAGCUUAGGUCCAAAACUUUGAAGUCACUUACUUCUAUUAUAAACAUACCUGCAGAGAACCAUUUGAAUUUGCUAGUCUGUCAGCUAUUCACAACCGACUGUCUUUUACUGUAACCUUGUGCUGAUUCGGUUGCAUUGUUUGGAUUAAGCACUUGUGUCUUUUCCAUUGUGUAUGUACAAUUGUAAGAAUGUCAAGUUAUGCAUUGUUGUUGUAACUUAAUGGCUAAAAGCUCAAAUUCCUUAAUAAAUUAUAUUAAGACCUUUUAAAAAGCAA
Myiozetetes cayanensis is the source of this 7070-nucleotide messenger RNA. RefSeq names its product ring finger protein 149 (gene RNF149). Bases 1 to 1221 code for a protein of 406 amino acids. The record is from RefSeq and is a predicted model, not a curated record. The transcript has 7 exons. Lineage: Eukaryota; Metazoa; Chordata; Aves; Passeriformes; Tyrannidae.